AAAAGAAGAUAAUAUACAACUGUAAUGAAUUAUAGAGCAGUAAUAAAGUUGUAGCUAUAGAGUCACAUUUUAUGUCCUACCUACAUUUAUAAAUAACACAUGAAGAAUUACAUUUCUUUAUUUUAUUUUCUUUAAAAAAAAUAUAAAUAUAUAUUCUUAUUUCUUAUUUCAUUCUUAAUCUUCUUCUAUUAUAUCAUACAUAUAUAUUUAUUUAUAUACAAUUACUGAUCAAAUGGAAAAAAAACUGAUUUCUAAUAAAGAUGAAAGACGAAACAUCCUUAAUGAACUUGAUCAAUGGAAUGUUGGCAUAUCACCUAAUGGAAAAUUAGCAUCUUUACCUUGUUUCGUACACCAAGCAAUACCCGAAAUAAUCUUAAACAGUAAUCAACACGAAAUAUUACUACCUACAGCAAUUACAGCAAGAUCAGAAUGGACGAAAAAUUUAAUAGGACAAUCAAGAGUAUCAAAUCCUUAUGAUGAAAUUACACUGAAAUCGUUAUCAAUAUGCAAGUAUAUGUUUAUAGAUCAUGUUCGAGAAUCAAGCAGCAAGGGCUUGUUGACGAUAAAAAAUAAUUCAUGUUACUAUCAUCAUGUAAACUAUUGUAAAAUUAAAGCACACGUAAAGAUAGACAAGAUUGCAAGGUUGACUACGGAUUUUGAGGAUGAAUUAAAUGAAGCUCAAGCACACUGGCCACAUCACUCACAGUUAUCGUGGGACAAACUUAAUCAGAUUUGGAAUAGAUACGGCUUUUUGUGGCCAGAAAAAUUGUAUUUAGGUAAGACAUAAUAUUUAUUUAGAACUUGCAAAAUUAACUUCUACUAAAGACUAUAGAAAUAAAGAAGAAAGAUCAAAUAGCUCAAACUUGUAUACUAAAUUA
Messenger RNA from Cokeromyces recurvatus, 878 nucleotides. RefSeq lists its product as uncharacterized. The transcript has a single exon. The record is from RefSeq and is a predicted model, not a curated record. NCBI's taxonomy places the organism in Eukaryota, Fungi, Mucoromycota, Mucoromycetes, Mucorales, Mucoraceae. Bases 233 to 787 code for a protein of 184 amino acids.